UAACAACGAUGAUACGACAUCGAAUAAGAAGGGGAAGGGACCGUUUGGUGUCGAUACAACGCCUAUUUCAAGGCAUGACAGCCUAAGGACCAGCACAGACAAAUUGCAAUCACAUUGCUUUGCCAAGCGACUAUUAGCAGUAAUCAUCCGGAUACAACCAAGACCAAUUUCCCCACCAACAUGCCUUCCACCGCUUCCACUCAGUUCCCCCAGUUGGACCAGGACAUCAAGCCCGAAGCCGUCCAUAUCGACAACAUUGACUAUGAUGGUGACAUUAAGAAAGAAUCCAUCCCAAGCCCCGUUGUCCAGAUGAAGUCCUCGCUGGACGAUCUAUCCACUUGGCAAGCGAUCAAACGUUACAAGCGGAUCUGUGCUAUCUGCAUGAUGGCAGCAUUCGCGGCGUCUCUCGAAGGGUAUCAAAUCAACCUGAACGGAUCGAUCGUCAGUAACAAAGGCUUCAUCGAGAUGAUGGCUGGGAAGAAUGCCAAGAUCUUGGAUGGCAAAUACGUUUCCGCAUGGGGAGGUAUCCAAUCGGCCGGGCAAUUCCUCGGCCAGAUCUUAUUGCCUUUCAUUACCAACCGGUUCGGCAGAAAACCAGCCAUGUACGCCAUCUGGAUCGUCCUCGUGGUCAGCAUCGCCAUAGAGACCGUGACCUCGACCUACUGGCACUGGCUCAUCGCCAAACUGUUUGCCGGGAUCGGCGUCGGAUGCAUCCAAGCGACCCUGCCUGUCUAUAUCGGGGAACAUUCUCCCAACCAAUUGCGAGGGUUUUUGAUCAAUGCUUAUACAUUCUGGUUCGUAGUGGGUCAAAUGAUCGCUCCGGUUGUGUUGAGAGAGAUGGCCGCCCACAGCCCUAUGGACUUCAAGACGCCCAUCCUGACUCAGUGGGGUAUGAUCGGCGUGCUAUUGCUCAUCUUCGUGUACCUGCCUGAAUCUCCUUGGUGGCUUGUCACCAAAGGUAAAGUCGCGCAGGCCGAAUCCAUCUUGUUCAAGAACAAUGGUCAUAUACAAGGUUACGACGUGAAACAACAGAUAGGCAUCAUGGAAGCUACUCUGGAAGCGGAACGCCUCGCCGCGGAAGCGUCCGCUUCGAUCGGUCGAUUCGAGCUGUUCAAGGGCAGAAAUGGCAUCCGGAUGUUGAUCUCUCUCUGGCCCAAGUUGAUGCAACAGUUUGUCGGCUUGACGCUAUUCAACACCUAUUCGACCUACUUUUUCCAAGUUGCAGGGAACAAGAACCCGUUUCAAGUCACGAUUAUCCUCGCUUGCGUUCAACUCAUCUCGGUCCUCCUUACGGCAGCAUUUUCGGACGGCUUCGGACGAAGACCUUUAGUUUUGACUGGUUAUGCGCUCACCGUCGUCUCGGUGCUGUGUCUGGGUAUCGUCGGAUGCUUCGACUAUGAAAAACCAGCCCUCGGAGCUCUCUUGAUCUUUUUCGCUUGUCUUGCAAUCUUCUCGACUACCGGUGCCUCAGCCAUCGGAUACGCAUACGUUGCCGAGGUCCCUACACAGCGGCUCCGUGCCAUUUCCGCUUCGUACGGUCUAGCAAUCACCAACCUGGUCGCCAUUAUGUUCUCUUUCGUCGCUCCUAUUAUGAUCAAGGGCAGUGGCGAUUUCAAAGGAUGGAAGGCAAAGGCGGGAUUCUUCUAUGCUGGUACGGGUAUUCCGACCGUCGUCCUCGCUUACUUCAUCGUGCCCGAGGUAGCAAGGCGUUCUCCCGCCGAGAUAGACGAACUAUUCGAGAGCGGCAUAUCGCUCCGCAAGUUUAAGGGCCACAAGACCGAGGUCGAGCUCAAUCACGAAGCUCGGAAUAUAGAGCACGAUGCCUGAUAUUACCAUCGAGUCUCGCCCGCUCGAUUGGUAUGCGGAAGAUUGUCGUCACUAGUGGGCGAAUGUAAGAGCAGAAUGUUUCGAUUUCGUGGGAAUAUAAGGCUUUGAAACCGGUUGCAAAAAUUGUUGAUGACGUUGGUAUAUGCAAGAAAUAGCUCGGUUUGGAUUGAAGUAGUACGGAUUCUCGCCAGCCGACUAUCUCAAGCACUAACACGAUAAAGGCGAUGAA
This is a messenger RNA of Filobasidium floriforme, 2056 nucleotides long. RefSeq names its product general substrate transporter. Gene Ontology annotation, biological process: carbohydrate transport; transmembrane transport. The record is from RefSeq and is a predicted model, not a curated record. The transcript is spliced from 13 exons. Bases 181 to 1827 code for a protein of 548 amino acids. Gene Ontology annotation, cellular component: membrane. NCBI's taxonomy places the organism in Eukaryota, Fungi, Basidiomycota, Tremellomycetes, Filobasidiales, Filobasidiaceae. Gene Ontology annotation, molecular function: carbohydrate:proton symporter activity.